GACACACAUCUACUGUCAAAGAGCUCCCUCUCUUCUACCUCCUGGAGAAAAAAAAACUGAUCAUGACGAAGAGAUUGGUGGUGAUUGACACAGAUUGUGGCAUAGAUGACGCCCAGGCGAUAAUGAUGGCUCUGGCUGCGCCCGACGUUCAUGUUCUCGCCAUCACCUGCUGCUUCGGGAAUACAGAUGUGGACAACGUCUGCCAGAACGUGCUACGCGUGCUUUCUGUCUGCGAACGCUCUCAGAUUCCGGUGUACAAAGGUUCAACAGGUCCCUUGGUUGGGGCCACCAACGCCAUAAAGGACCACUUUGGUACAGAUGGGCUUGGGGAUGUGUUAGAAGAUAGAGAUCCACUGUGGAAAGAGAAGAUCCAGACUGAGAGCGCUGUCAACGCCUUGAUCCGACUUGUGUCUGAUAACCAGAAGCAGGUCUCUCUGGUAGCCCUGGGACCACUCACAAAUCUGUCUCUUGCAGUCAGACUCGAUCCUACAUUUCCUGCAAAGCUGAAGGAUCUGUUUAUAAUGGGAGGGAAUAUGGAAGGGAAAGGAAACGUCAGUCUGUGUGGAGAGUUUAACUUUGUGAUGGACCCAGAAUCUGCCUACGUAGUGCUGGAAGAGUAUCUCUGCCCAACACGCAUUGCAUCAUGGGAAUAUUGCUGCAGAAAUAAACUCACUUGGGAGUUUUUCGAGGAGCUGGUCAACCAGGAUGCCCCUGCCGCACGCUUCAUGAAGAAGAUCACGUCCAGCUGCUGGGCCUACUCCAAGGAGGCCCUGAAGACCAAGAGGGACGUCUUCUUCGGCUCCGGCUUCGUGUCUUACGACGCCUACGCCGUCGCAGCGUGCGUCGACGGCAGCGUGGUCACGGAGAGCGUCGAGUGCCCCGUCCGCGUGGAGCUGCAGGGGGCGCUGUGCCGAGGGAUGAUGGCGCUGGAUCAGACCGACAUGCUGAAGAAGAGCCAUCGGGUGUCUGUGAUGAAGACGUGCGAUCUUGACAAGUUCAGAAAGCUACUCAUGGCCUCCCUUAGACUGCCCUGUAGGAAGUAGUGGUGGUUAUAUAAGUGGUACUACCCUGUAGGAAGUAGGGAUGGUUAUAUAAGUGGUACUACCCUGUAGGAAGUAGGGAUGGUUUGCUAAGUGGUACUAUGGCUUGAUAUGAAAAGUUUCCUUACUUGGCAAGGGUCAUAUAAACUAAAAAUUUUCUAAAUGUAUAAA
This is a messenger RNA of Osmerus eperlanus (European smelt), 1211 nucleotides long. RefSeq lists its product as uncharacterized. The transcript is spliced from 5 exons. Lineage: Eukaryota; Metazoa; Chordata; Actinopteri; Osmeriformes; Osmeridae. The record is from RefSeq and is a predicted model, not a curated record. Gene Ontology annotation, molecular function: hydrolase activity, hydrolyzing N-glycosyl compounds. The coding region runs from base 63 to 1043 and encodes 326 amino acids.